Molecule: messenger RNA, 1629 nt
Organism: Ophidiomyces ophidiicola
Lineage: Eukaryota; Fungi; Ascomycota; Eurotiomycetes; Onygenales; Onygenaceae
Exons: 8
Coding region: 1-1629 (542 amino acids)
Source: RefSeq, a predicted model, not a curated record
AUGAGUUUACCUAACCUGGCUAAAGAUGUAGAGCAAUACAGCUCCAAGCUCAUCCCAUUCAUUGAAAAUGUCCCGAAGUAUGCUCAUGACAUUGCCCUCAUACUCUCCCAAAGCUUUGCUAUCAGCGGCCACUUAAGGAUUUUACAUGCCCUGAGGUACUCAACUGCCUAUGAAUCGUCAUUUCAAAAGGUUACGGAUGAUCUUCGAGUCGUUUACAGUAUCGUUCGGUAUAGUGCGAAGGAGAUAAGCUCUGGAAUUGAAGAAAUGAAGCGCACAGCCAAGGGCGUCGUGACUCCAGAUGAGUAUCAGAGAACUUGGAGUCGGCUAUGGUCUCUCUUCUCCUCUCAGUCCGGAGAGCCUGUAGACGAAACUAUGAUGGCCCGACUUCGCACGGAUUUCAACACGAUACUCCUGGCCCAGAUUAAAUCCGAAGAGCAGCAGCGGCAGCAGCAGCAGUGGAAGGAAAUGCCAUCCAAUCCUAAAACGCACAAGCGUCCUAGCCCUGCUAGACUCCGACCUUCUCCGCCUACUCCAGAAAUUCCCCCUCCACCGCCACCGCCGCCAUCACCGCCAGCACUGCCUCCCCGUUCUAAACCUUCAACUCCGCAAACCAAGCCACCCAAGGCGGCGCAGAAGGCAGCGAGAAUGGCUCGGCCUUCCUCUUUUGAGCGAGGGUGGCCGGAAUUAGAUUCAGAUUCGUCAGAAGAUGAGGUUCAUUUCUCCUCACCAAAUGAAAACAGUGCGCUAUCAGCAUCCUCUUAUGUAAAUUCGGAUUUCGUUGAUCACUGGACCCUGGACGUUUUUGGGCAGCACAUAGACUCAUCGGCACCUCUGAAUCGCAGUGGAGAGGGCUCUGGCUGUUAUGCCUGCCCAGUGAUGGACGCAAGAGAAAAACUUGAAAAGGAGUAUGAGGAGCUGUGUCAACUUGACUUUCCCGGAAAGCCUCAAAUAUCCAUCAGUUUUUUUCUCCGUGAUAGAGAUCAUCGAACAAAGGUCCUAUGCACGGUCUACACUUCUAAAACGCGUACUGUGUAUUCUGCAAUGCCGAUAACCAAGCUAGAGAUAUACCGUGAUGGCUCCUCCCUCCAACUCUGUGUAAGGCACUCGGAAGGCAAGGACGGUUUAUAUUUAUGGGCGGGUCUUCAGUUCAGCUCAAUGGAAAAGAUGGUGGUUUUCUACUGCUCCUUCUUAGCGCUUCGGGGACAAGAUGGCAGCGGGCCUAUUAAAAAGUUUCUAGACUAUGAAUUAAAGGACGAAUUAUAUGUUUUUGGUGGCAAAAUCUUUGACGAUAAUUACAUCCAUGCACUUCGAAUAUACCGAGAUCAUGAUACUAAGGCCAUACGUCUACAAGCUUCAAUACAUGAAGGAGAUUUAGAAUGGGUACCUGUCUGGACAGCGUUUAUCCAACAUUAUCUGAAAAAAAAGAAUUGGAUGAGGAGGUCUGGAAAUAAGAUCUACUUGUCGAAACUACAACGUGUAAUAUUCAUUGACUCCUCCGACUAUUCUCCUCAAAUAACACGGGAGGGAGAGCAUGUUCUGUCCUUUACUUCAGAAGAUGACGCGAAUAGCUUUGAAUACCGUAUCAAUGAUCUGAUUGAUUUUGGCACCAAACAAAAGAAGGGCAAAUAA